Molecule: messenger RNA, 2642 nt
Organism: Cheilinus undulatus (humphead wrasse)
Lineage: Eukaryota; Metazoa; Chordata; Actinopteri; Labriformes; Labridae
Exons: 6
Coding region: 79-2523 (814 amino acids)
Source: RefSeq, a predicted model, not a curated record
GCAGCUACUUAAAUCACCUGUGGGAGUUCAGGACGUUUCAUCACUGAUGUGCUGCUCUGUGGAUCAACAAGAUUAAAAAUGGCGCCUCCAGUAGCUGUGGACAGACCUCCAGCAGCUCAUCCAGGACCAAACUCUGCUGCAGGGACCCUCCACUCACAGCCCGACAGCGGGGGGCCAAACCCUGGACUGCAGGCUCCCGGCCAGGAGCCCGGACCCCAACAGCCCCGGCCUGUCUUCUACGUCCCCGUUCCUCCUCCGCCCCCCUUCCUUCACUACCAGUGGCCCAUGCCCUUCUCCUAUAACCCCUUUGCUGGCUUCCCAGGCAUGGGCUAUGGUAUGGUCAUGCCCCCGUUCCCCCCUCCUCCCCCCUACAUGGAUGCUCCAGCCUACGUUUUGCCCCACCCUCACAUGCAACCGAUUGACUACAGACGUCUGCUCCACCCCCCAGUCCAUGCCCCUUACCAGAACCCAAACCAGGCCCCUCGUAGAACCCGCCCUCCCCCUCCUUCUGCUGCAGUCAGGGAAAAGGUGAAUUCAGAGGUCCAAACGGAGUCCUCAUGGAGAGGUGGUGCUGUUUCUGGAGAGGAGAGCCCACUCAUCAGCUCUGAUUCUGGCCAUGGGACCACCUCUCACUCCCCGUCCUCAUCCAACUCUCAUGAAAGAGGCUCUGCAGAUGUUCUGACCUACAGAAACCAGCGGUUAAAUGGUGAUCCUCCCGCGGGAGCAAAGAUACUCCAACCAGGUCGCAGCAGUGCAGCAGAGAGCAGACUAAGAAGGGGGGAGAACGUUCCUUCCUUCAGGGAAGAUUUGUGGUCAGUGGGCUCUGCUGACAGCAUGGUUCCCGUCUGCAGCUCCUCUCAACAGGACCAUGAUGUCACCAGAGAGAGACGCGUCUCCAUCCCUGACAUCCUUCUGAGUGGUGCCACGCCACAGACGAUGACUCUGGAGAGGGGAGACGAGAACCAGCAGCUGCUGCCGUCAUCUGAAAUUGAAGUGGAAAAAGAAAAGAAGUCUGAACAGAGACGAGAAGGGUUGAAGAGCAAAGCUGAGAACUCUGAUGUCCAGGCUGGUAUUGAUGCUGAUGUCAACACCUCCACCCUCCUUCCUAAUGAAGCUGAGCCUCUCUAUAAGAUCCUAAGACUGCCUGCCACUCUCCAGGAGCUUCUCUUCGAGACUCGCAGAGAUGCAGAGCCUUCAGGAUUGGUUGAGCGCCUCUCCGAAGAUGAACUGCUGCGAUCCCUGAACCACAGCUCAGAGAACACUCCCUAUCAGUCAUCUCGAAACCGUUUCCUGAUGAGGAGUAAACUGAAUGAGUCCAUCUGGUCUGUGGAGUCCCUUCCUGCAUUUAUCCCCACUCAGGAGUGGAUGCAGCAGAACGGACUCUUGGAGCCUGAAGUCAUCAUAGAGACCAUCAACCAUGAUGGUGGCCAACAGGAAAACUUCAGUGUGAAAGGUUGUAAAGGGAGGAAUCGGAGCCACAGGUUGUCCUCAUCUGAGUCUGCUCGGAUGUCUGAAAGCUGGCUGGUUUUCAGCACGCCAGCUGAGAAACUCAGUCAGCCAAAGAAGAUGGAUACGGAGAGAAGAAGGGAUUCUUCUGGAACAAGGGAACUGGGGCAUGACCAGAGUCCUUCAGGAAAAGUGUGCUCAUCUCCCCCUCCUCAGUGGCAGAGUAGAAUAACUGCAGCUUCUCCGCCAGAAGAGGACCAAUCUGAUAAAACCGGGUCUUCUGAACCCAAUUCUCGGUGGCAGAGUAGAAUAAUUUCAUCUCCUCCUCCAGAAGAGGACAGAUCUGAUAAAAACAGGUCUUCUGAACCCAAUUCUCAGUGGCAGAGUAGAAUAAUUUCAUCUCCUCCUCCAGAAGAGGACAGAUCUGAUAAAAACAGGUCUUCUGAACCUGAUUCUCAGUGGCAGAGUAGAAUAAUUUCAUCUCCUACUAAAGAGGAUGGAUCUGAUGAUAACAGGUCUUCUGAACCUGAGGCUCAUGGAAGCCCAAACCAGGAACUUGUCGCUGAAAAUGAGCAGACUGAGAGAAGCCCCGGCUCCCCUGAGCAGGACAAAACUGUGCUGUCCAACUCUUCCCAAGAGGGAAAACCGCCGUCUCCGUGCCAGCUGGUCAUUGAACACGCAGAAGACGUGGAGGCGGGACAGAAGGUGAACGAUGACGUGAGCGAGCUGAGGGUCCCCAUGGUGGACCAUGCCACGGUUGCUGUGUCUCCGUCAAAAGUGGACUGUGGCGUCCAGUGGCCUGAACAGUCAGAGAGCAAGUCUCCGCAUGAAUCUCAGAGCAGCAGCAGCGGACAGAACAAGAGAACUCACUUUAAUCAUUCAGAAAUGAAAAAGACGCACAACAAACAGACUGACGGGUUCUGUAUGAAUGGACAGUCGUUGAGGAACCAGAGAAGAAGCGGUCACUGGAGGAACAGAGGCCAAGAAAACCACAGCGGUCAGUCAGACUGCUACAGCGGGUUCAGUGGUAAGCCUGGAAGAUCCAAAGGAGGAAAUGGAAGAAACCAACGGUACUGAGCGCUGAUCAUUUUCCACAGAAGAAUGUUUUAAAGAAAUUAUUAAAAUAAGUUCAUAUUUUACCUAAAUCUAUUUUAAAAUGUGUCAUUGAUCAAUAAAUGUUCUACAUGUUAAAUAUA